GGGGUUUUUUUAUUUUUUUCCUGCUUUUCUGCUUGGAGACUGAGGCUCUGUUUUUGCUGCGAAAAAGGCGGCGUUUUGAUAUGGCGAGCUCUAUACAAUCAUAGCUGGCGUGAGAUGCAGCAUGGCGGACAAGAACAGCGCCCUGAAAUGCACGUUCUCUGCUCCUGGCCACAGCACCGUGCUCCUGCAAGGACUGGCCUCGCUCCGGGCUCAGGCGCAGCUGCUUGAUGUCAUCCUCACUAUAAAUCACGAAGCAUUUCAGGUUCAUAAAGUUGUCUUGGCUGCCUGCAGUGACUACUUCAGGGCCAUGUUCACCGGAGGGAUGAGAGAAACCAAUCAAGAUGUGAUUGAACUGAAAGGGGUGUCCGCCAAGGGACUGAAACACAUAAUAGACUUUGCUUAUAGCGCCGAAGUGACCCUCGAUCUGGAUUGUAUUCAGGAUGUGCUGGGUGCGGCUGUCUUCCUCCAGAUGGUGCCUGUGGUGGAGCUCUGCGAAGAGUUCCUGAAGUCUGCGAUGAGCGUGGAAACGUGUCUUAAUAUCGGGCAGAUGGCCACCACCUUCAGUCUGGCUUCCUUGAAGGAGUCGGUGGACGCCUUCACCUUUAGGCACUUUCUUCAGAUUUCCAAAGAAGAAGACUUUCUGCACCUGCCCCUGGAUCGCCUGGUCUUCUUCUUGCAGAGCAAUAAACUGAAGAGCUGCAGUGAAAUAGACCUCUUCCACGCUGCCAUCCGCUGGCUGCAGCACGACCAGUCCCGCCGGGCCAACGCCAGCCAGGUGCUCUGCCACAUUCGCUUCCCGCUCAUGAAAUCAUCCGAGCUGGUGGACAGCGUGCAGACCCUGGACAUCAUGGUGGAGGACGUCUUGUGCCGGCAGUAUCUGCUGGAAGCGUUCAACUACCAGAUCCUGCCCUUCCGCCAGCAUGAGAUGCAGUCUCCUCGAACCACCAUCCGCUCGGACGUCCUGUCCCUCAUCACCUUCGGCGGCACCCCGUACACCGACAACGACCGGACCGUGAGCGGCAAAGUAUAUUACUUGCCAGACACCAAUGUGCGUCAAUUCAAGGAGCUCACGGAGAUGGAGGUGUGCAGCAGCCACGCCUGUGUGGCGGUGCUUGACAACUUUGUCUACGUGGUAGGGGGACAGCACCUGCAGUACCGCAGUGGGGAGGGCGCGGUCGAUAUCUGCUACCGCUACGACCCCCACUUGAACCAGUGGCUGCGCAUCCAAGCCAUGCAAGAGAGCAGGAUACAAUUUCAGCUGAACGUCUUGCACGGCGUGGUGUAUGCCACGGGUGGGAGGAACCGGUCGGGGAGCCUGGCCUCCGUAGAGAAGUAUUGUCCCAAAAAGAACGAGUGGACCUACGUGUGCUCCCUCAAACGAAGGACGUGGGGGCAUGCUGGGGCCACAGCGGGAGGGAAGCUGUACAUAUCGGGUGGGUAUGGCAUAUCUGUGGAAGACAAAAAAGCCCUGCACUGUUAUGACCCCACAGUUGACCAAUGGGAGUUUAAAACCCCAAUGAACGAACCCCGAGUCCUGCAUGCCAUGGUGAGUGCAAAUCUGAGGAUUUAUUCCCUAGGAGGGCGCAUGGACCACGUGGACCGUUGUUUUGAUGUAUUGGCUGUGGAAUACUACGUGUCUGAAACUGACCAAUGGACAACCGUGACCCCGAUGCGGGCAGGACAGUCGGAAGCUGGUUGUUGCUUGCUAGAAAAGAAGAUCUAUAUUGUGGGGGGGUACAACUGGCACCUGAACAAUGUCACGAGCAUCGUGCAAGUGUAUAACACGGAAACAGAUGAAUGGGAAAGGGACCUGCAUUUCCCAGAGUCUUUUGCUGGCAUAGCAUGUGCUCCCGUUGUUCUACCACAAAUAACAACCCAGAGAUAACCAGGUGCGACUGGGCUGGCUGCAAGACCCUCUCUUGCAUUGCAUGUUCUCAGGACUGUGCAUUGUCUCUUUGUUUGCAAAUAACAUUGUGUGUUUGAGGGGCGGGGGUUUGGGGGAGGGAAGGAAGGAGGAAAAUAGCUUUCACCCCCUUCUCCAGGAAACCUCCUCCUCCUCUUCUUUAGCAUCCUGGCAGCUGUUCUUGUCGGCCAGUUAGACUUAACAUGCUGCAGCUAGACAAGGCUCCUUGGUUUUUUGGGGGGGAGGGGGAGAUGCAUUACUUUGCCCAUCUUUUUAAUGCCCUUGCAUGUUGCAGACCGUAACCGCUCUGCAGUGGUGCUGAAGUGCCGUGGGAGGUUUAGAUGAAUUCCCAUGUGAUUUCAUGAAUGUUUCCUGGUUCCCAGAACUCAUUGCUGUGUGUAGGCUUGUGUCCUCUUGUUUUUAACAAACAAAACCAAACUAUAACAUACUGACCUCCAGAAGCAAUAAGGGGAUGCUGGGAAGGAGACAAGAUGGGGGGCUUGGCUUCCCAAGAUGUGAUUCCCCCCCCCCCCCCCCCGCUUUCCUUUUGACUAAUAGGAUACAGGCAGUCCCUGACUUACGAACGGGUAACGUUCCGAACACCUGGUUGUAACUCAAUUUGUUCGUAAGUCGGAAAAACCCUUAAAUGCGCUGCCCGCGCUGUUUGAAAAACUUGAUGCAUAUGGUUCUCAACUCGAAAAUAUUGUAAUGGGGUUAAUGGGAGGUUGGUCAUAAGUCGAUGUGUUCGUAAGUCAGGGAGUGGCUGUACAGGGUAUCUCUGACCACUGAGGUCUGUGUCGAUUCUGUUUGCUCUUUGCCAAACAGGACAGUUUAAUCAACCUUCUCCUCCCACUCCUCCAGAGAGCCGCAUCAUGUUCUACUCAACAAAACUCCCCUUUCAUUAGGGCCCCCAGACUUUACAACCCAAAUGGCCAUGUUGGCAGCUCGCCAGGAGCUUGAGUGUGUUGCUAAUUGAAUCUAAACAUGCAUGACUUUCAUCAUGGCCACUAAAGCAUGUGACAGGCCCAGCAAUAAGAACCCUGGUGGUGUAAUCCAUCUGCAUGCUGAGGAUGUAGGCAGAGGGCACCGCUCCUUCCUGUUUGAGCUCAUUUCUUCCCCGCCCCGGGCAAAUUCACCCACACUGGGUGCUUGUCCUCCUGCGAAAAGGUUCCUUUGCUGCCCCAUUUAUGAAUAAGAAAUGUCCGCUCCGAAUACCGCCGAAAUCUGUGAAAUGUAAAGUUCUCUUGCUCCCAGAUCUUUAAGUUGUUAACUAGAGAUUCCUUUUGAGGACUUUGUGGUGUGUGAAAUAUAUUUGUUUUCUGCCGGCAGAACUUCUCAGUGAUCUUCUUUGUCAGGUCAGUUUUCUAAGGAGAUGGGCCUUUUGGGGCACUGGAAGUUUCUCCUUUUAUCAGGAAUAUUGUGUCAAGGGCUUCAUUACCUUUCUUUUUUGGUGUAUGCAAAACUUUGAGAAGCAGGUUCUGGCAUUUCUGUAAAUGCUAAGUUGUUACCUUUUUAGAGGGCGUAUAAAAAUCUGUUUUGCUAACGUACCCUUGCUCAGGCCCAAGUGCUGAAGCAGAAUUCACAUUCAUUGGGAGAGAUUUCUCAAGGAUUGAAAUUCAAACAUUUGCAGAAGCGAUGCAGAAAGUUACCCGGCUAAGCCCCAGAUCUGACACAUUCACCGUGAAGACGACCUGGUGAAAAAUUAAAUUCUCUGGUUUCAUUCCUUUUUUUGGCCACCGGUGGAGGCUUUAUUUUUAUUCCUUCAUUUUGCUGCAAGAUUCCAAAUUCUACGGGUAAGCUCCACGCGCUGGCGCUGAAGUAGUUUGCUACCCCAUCUCGCCUCCCCUUGUGCCGAUGUUGCUGCAAAAAAGGGCUUCUUGCCAAGAAAUUGACACCAUUUGAGAGGAAAGAAAUGUUAAUAGAAGGACUAAAGCAACCAAAUAAUGGAAGCCCUUUUAUUAAUAUACCCUCCCUACGUGUGUUUAUCAGUCGUUAGAAAAACCCAAAUGUAAUCUGCCUUUUUUUCUUCCAGUUGCAAAGUCCACGUAGCUUUGCAUGGGGUUUCCUCUCAGAGGAACACUUCAAUGCUCUUCCUUAUUUUUUUUCUAACCUCAUAUAAAUACUAUUUCUAAGUCAGCAAUGCAGAGCCAAAGAACAGCCCUCUGAAAACAAACCCAGGGGAAUAUUCCUAAUGUUCACAAACUACCCUACAAUAAACAAACCAGAGAGC
Messenger RNA from Pelodiscus sinensis (Chinese soft-shelled turtle), 4133 nucleotides. The record is from RefSeq and is a predicted model, not a curated record. NCBI's taxonomy places the organism in Eukaryota, Metazoa, Chordata, Testudines, Trionychidae.